AUAAAAAGUUGACGAGUCUCGCGACCACGAAUGGCUCCGAGGCCGCCCGAGGCUCAAAGCUCGCUCGCUUUCUCUCUCUCUCUCUCUCUCUCGCGGAACGGCUCAGCCUUGGCUCUAGCCGAGACCGUAGAGAACGUCCGUGAGGGCCGCCACGAAGACCACCGUGUGACGUUGCGAGCAGUCGCGGAGGAGCGACGGACUCGCAUUAUCGGCUCAUUCGGUGGAGCACUCCGGACGCGGGAUGAACAUUUGAUCGCGCGCGCGCGCAGCGCCAGUGAGUGAGAGAGAGCUCUCCGUCACCACCGCUCUGUGAGCGCGAGGAAACGCGACGAACAUCGUAGGCAAGUGAGAAAAAGAAGAUGUCGAAAGCUGCUGACAGACAGAGCUACGCGCAAACUUACAAGCUCGUUGUCGUGGGUGGGGGUGGUGUCGGGAAAUCGGCGAUUACGAUACAAUUCAUUCAAAGUUAUUUCGUGACCGAUUAUGAUCCCACGAUCGAGGACUCCUACACGAAGCAGUGUGUUAUCGACGAUGUGCCCGCAAAACUUGAUAUAUUGGACACUGCCGGCCAAGAAGAGUUUAGUGCAAUGCGCGAACAGUACAUGAGAAGCGGCGAGGGAUUUCUACUCGUGUUUGCCGUCACCGAUCAUUCGUCUUUUGAGGAGAUAUUGAAGUUUCACAAGCAAAUACUUCGGGUAAAGGAUCGAGACGAGUUCCCUAUGUUGAUGGUUGGCAAUAAAGCGGACUUGGAUAAUCAUAGAAGCGUGUCGGUCGAAGAGGCGCAAAAUAUGGCACGUCUACUAAAAAUUCCAUACAUCGAGUGCAGCGCGAAGCUACGUAUGAACGUUGAUCAAGCUUUUCACGAACUGGUACGAAUCGUCCGGAAAUUUCAACUGUCAGAGCGGCCACCACUUAAACCGAACUACAAGAAAAAUAAAAAGAAAUGUUGUAUGCUGUAAUAUCGAGACCAGCUAAAUUGGCAGUCGGCUUUAUGCUUAUUGGACCCACAUUUUUCACGGUGAGUUCUAACUACAACUGGAACGUUUGGAGAAAUAUAGAGAUUCAUGCAUUUGUGCACGGGAAGGAUAAGGAGAUACGGAUUUGUUUCGAUCGAGCACUCCUACAACGCCAACAACACCAACACAACCGAGUUUGCUGAUAAUUGAUAAUACUCCGAUAAAAGGUAACGCCUCAUCGAUGAUCACAUUGAUGUCCGCGUCAUUUUAUGACAAUAACACUGAUAUGAUUUAUCAUAAUAUGACAAUAAAGCAAGUAUGAGAUGUGGGACGCGUGCGAAAGAAGGAUAUUUGAGUGAUGAUUAAUCAAACAGGCCAAAAUUUUAAUUUUCUCUAACGUAAUGGGUCAGUUUCUACAAUUUGAUUUGAAUAUCAGAAGCGAUAGCCCAAUGACCAAUACAUUAUUUUUGUAAAAGUUUCACUAGGAAUUCUGUUUGUGCGAGUAUUAUCAGAUAUGUCGCCAGGACAGUACAGUUCAGUUAUUAUUUGUAAUGCGACGUAUCGCUUGAGGAGUUUAUUCACUGAAACCAAGAGAUGUUUAAAAUUAUCGAAAAAUUUAACAUAAUAUUUAUCGCAGUAAAACACAUUCGUAGUUUCGGUUUUACGCGAUUUGUUUGCAUCGUUCAGGAGAAAUUUAAUACUACAUGCCGCAAUUUCGCACAUGUCGCCUUGUGGUAGAAGAAAUAUAAAUGAGCAUCAUCUCACUUUAUAAAAAAUAGCUUCCAAAUGAUAGCUUCCAAAUGAUAGCUUCCAAAUAAAAAACGUAUCGUUAUAAAUGUUAUAUAUUAGGAAACGCGAUAUAAAAGAAAGAAUAGUAUUCGCUACAUCGUUUUUGCGUAAUGGUCGAUUGUAAGCCUGAAAACUGCUGUUUUAAGCCUAAUUUAUUAUAUCCUCUCUUUGCUUCCUUUUUCUCUGUUUUUUUCUUUUUUUUUUCUUUUUCUUUUUUUUUUUUUUUAGUUUAAGGCUUAAAGUGUAAGUCAGAAAGAGAUAAAGAAAAAAAACAGGAAGCAAAUAACACAUUGUAGAUCAAGCUUUAUAUUUUGAGUAACAUUAUAUUGAGUAAAACGUGAUGUUAAGUAAAGAUGGUAUUAUGAAAUUAGUUUCAAAUUAACAUUUAUUGGUUAAAUAGUAGGAAAAUAUAUAAAAAAUGUAAUUUUGUUAAAGAAAUAGCGAAUUUAUGAGUAGCUUCCUUUAUAUCAUUGGAAAUACGCCACUUGGGCGCCUUGAAAAUAUUAUGUUUGGUGAAUAAACUUCUUAAUAUCGCAUUCAAAAACUUGCGGCUUGCUUUCGUGUAGAUAAGUGCAGUCAAUUGUGUAUAUUUUAUUGUAUGUAGUGGUUGAAAUUUUAUGCUGUUAUAAUAAUGUCGAAAUGGGGCCAAUAACAAUCUUCACGCACAGAAUUUUAUAAUUAACGAUAUCUCAAGUAUAUAUUCUCUACGAAUUUUAAUCUGUAUGCUGCCUCACAUUGUAAUAUUUAAUAUUCUCAAAAACCAACAAAUAAUUACACCGCGUUUUUUAAACUAUUCAUACAUAUUACAAUAUAUUAUUUUUCAUAUAUGAGAGGAAAGAUAAUGAGAUGAGAGACUUGAACAACAAAAUUAUAUAAUAAUUUGCAUAUUUAUUUAUGCAAUUUUAUGUAUGAUAUGGGAACGAAAUUACUAAUCAAGUUAACAAGCGACGUAGAAGGCACAAGUAUCUCGUUACUUCCCUUUUCUCUGCUAACUUACAUUUUAAUGAGACACAUGUUUAUUGAGUGGUAUUUUGUAAUAAUGUUGCCUAGUACUCGUGAUAAAAAAAAGAAAACAUCGUUUUCGCGGAGAUAUAAGAAAAGAAAUGUGUUCAAAAAGAUUCGAUUUCAUCAACAAUGAAACAUCUUUAAUAUUAUGAAAUUCUUCACCUGCCAAAAUUUGUUUCAUUGUUGAUGGCACCGAUCGUAAAAUGUACUAAUAAUGAUACUAAUAAUUAAUAUUAAUUUCAAUAUAUAACAUAGUUAUAUAUAUAAUAAUAUUACAAUACGUACAUAAGAUAGAGAGGUAAAGAUCGUUAUUGGUGGUAAAAUUGGCAAGUUGAUGAUAUAUGUGCAAUUUAUAUGUAUAUGCAUGUACGUACAAUAUCUCAAAAAUAUUCCGGUACCUCGGAAUUUUGCGUAAAAAGUAUAUGUUUAAUUUUUGUCAUCUUUUCUUUUAAUCCUUUCCAGUUAUACCGCCAAUCGAUCAUUCUGUGUCUAAGCCUACAAAACGAAGAUAUACUGUAUCUUACAAGUUACAAAGUCUCGCCACAAUUGGUGUGCCGCGCUUAAUAAUUAAUUAAUUUAUACGAGCGUAUAUCUCGCAAAAUAUUACCUGUAAUAAUUCGCGAAACGCCGAGCCUUGGAUAAAAAGUUCCAUUUAUUUUUGUAACUAAGUGUAUUUAUAUAUUUGUAAAAAAAAUGUCUAUAUACAUAUAUACCGACUGAUUGUUAGGUAUAACUUACGUUUGUUGAAUAACUUUUUUUCUGUAUAAAGCAAAUAAUACGAUGAAUAUCGAUUAAUUGUUA
Molecule: messenger RNA, 3551 nt
Organism: Odontomachus brunneus
Lineage: Eukaryota; Metazoa; Arthropoda; Insecta; Hymenoptera; Formicidae
Gene: Ras64B
Product: ras-like protein 2
Exons: 4
Coding region: 360-959 (199 amino acids)
Biological process (GO): signal transduction
Cellular component (GO): plasma membrane
Molecular function (GO): GDP binding; GTPase activity; GTP binding
Source: RefSeq, a predicted model, not a curated record